This is a messenger RNA of Colletotrichum orchidophilum, 1023 nucleotides long. RefSeq lists its product as uncharacterized. The record is from RefSeq and is a predicted model, not a curated record. The transcript has 5 exons. Bases 1 to 1023 code for a protein of 340 amino acids. Lineage: Eukaryota; Fungi; Ascomycota; Sordariomycetes; Glomerellales; Glomerellaceae.
AUGGGCAAGUCAAGCCCGCUAGUCGGAGUCACCAUUGAUGAGGGGACGGCCCCGCCUCGCCGCCCAUCUUCCGGACACGUGGAGCCCGUAUCCGACUGCUCGUCUCCCAUCUUUGGAUCGUCCGGAUUCAUAGACGCGGUGACGGCGUUCAUGGAGUCCGACGAGUCGGCUUUGAUAGGCCGCCAAGCGACAGGGAAUCAAGACCAGCCAGUGGUGGAUCCCGACGUGCUGUCCCGUCGAGGUUGGUUGGUUCUUGGCGAACGCCUGGAGCAGGCACAUCUCCCAUUUGCAGCCCUCCGUCGCGUCCCCGUGUCAGCCAUUGACGCGGGCGGCGUCGGUGUAGAAUUACCCGUUCCUACGGCGCCACGUGCGAUGCUGUUGGAGGGUUCGAGCAACCUCGCAAUUCCCGCAUCCCCUCUGGAGCAAGUGUUUGAAAAUACAGCUGUCAAGUUGUACCCAAGACUCGCGCUCUUCGAAGCACUAGCUCAGUUCAAGAGUCGUCAAGAAAGGCGAAACCCAUCUGGUGACGAUAUUGUCGAAGCCCGCAGGAACUUCUUGGAUUCGUUUGCCUAUCUCUGUGACGUCCAAAAAGGGGGAGCAACAGUAACUGCCGCUGGACUGCAGAAGCUAACUCACGGCAAUUUUCUCUGGCUGGCAGCAAAUGAGGGUGUGCGCAACGACAUCAAGACUUAUGCAGAAGCAAUUUUGUUUCAUCUAAAGCUUUCCGAGCCACCGCCAAGCAUGACCCAUGCUAAGGUCAUUGACUACUGCUACGAUAUGCGAGGGGACGAAGUCGGCGAAAUCAAGAAAAGGUCGAAAGAUGCAAAGGAUGAUUUCGGCAAGUUGGCUCAUUAUAUUGGGCGUCUUGGUGCGACUCGAUCAGCUGCCCAAUAUGUCGUCAAAGGGAGGAUGAAGGUUCCGGCUCUCAGCCAGAUAUCCUUUAUCCGCAUUGUCGAUGCACCGGUCAUCCGCAAGGUGACACUGGAUCAGGGAGACCUAAGCCCAUACGAGAUUAACGAAUAA